AUGAAUGAAGAAGAAUUAAACAAUAUAAAAACUAUUAUUGAUAAAACAAAUAAUUAAAAAAUCAUUUAAACUCUAAAUGAAUUUAAAAAUAAAAUAGAAAUUAUGAAUACUUAAGAUGUGAAUAAAAUAUUUGUUAAGAAAUGUUUAAAUAUUAUUUAUAAUGAUGUACUACCUAAAAUUUAAGAAUUGUCUAAUAUCGAAUAGAGUAGAGGUAUAUAAAUUAAAUUAGCAUUUGAACUUUAAAAAAUAAAAUAGAUUACUGAUAUAUUACCUUAUAUCUAUAAAAAGCCAAAAAAUACUAUUUUUAAUGAUGAUGAAUAUAUGAAUAUUCCAAAUAUUGAAGUAAUAAUAUUGGAUCAACCAGACAAAAUUAAAUAACAAUUAAGAAACUUUUAUAAAAAAAUAUAUUUAGGACAUGCAUAUGCAAAUUCUGGGAAACAAUAUUAAUCUCAAGUUAUGUCAUAUUUAGUUAAAAAUUUGAAAGCACUUUAUUAUAUAUCAAAUUAAGAGGCAACCAAUCUUAUAGCAACAUAAAUACUCACUAAUCCAACACUUGAACAUGUAUUAAAAUUAUGGAGAGUUAUAGAUGAAUCCAAGAUAGUAAAAGCAGGUUUUAAAAUGCAAUUAGAAUAAAUUAAAUUCAAAAAAAUAAUCUAUAUUCCAAGAUUAUUUAAUCAAAUAACCUAAGAUUCUUUACAUAAUUUUAAUACAAAUUCAACUGAUAUUCAUAAAAACAUACUCUAUUAGAUAGCAUUUAGAAGCAUUAGAAAGAAAUAAAAUGAACAUGAUAUUAGAGUUAGAGUUAUGUGUAAUAGAUAAAUCUUUAAACAAAGAAUAUAUAAUUAAGAUAUUACAUAAAUAGUGAGAAAUUUGACAAAAAAUGAAUUCUAAAUGUAAAAGACUUAACAUAUUUAAUAAGUAUAAUAUCCAAUGACAUUUUUUGGUCAAUGUUGUGUCUCAUCAAGAAAUGAGAUCGGAUUAAAUGAUAUUACCAAUAUAAUCAUUCAUAUACAUGGAGGAGGGUUCAUUGCAAUGUCUUCUUUUUCUCAUUAAUCAUACACAAGAAAAUGGGUUAAUCAAUUAGAUAAUACAAUUAUCUUUUCAAUAGAUUAUCGUUUAGCUCCUGAAUUUCCUUUCCCUAUUGCACUUGAUGACUGUUGGCAAUAUUACAUGUGGAUAGUUCAUUUUGGUGCUGCUUAUUUCAAAAUUUCUCCAAAAAAUAUAAUUUUGAUAGGAGAUUCAGCUGGUGGUAAUUUGGCUUUAGGAAUAACUAUUAGAGCAAUAGAAACCUAUUAAAGAAUUCCAGAUAAAAUUAUUUUGUAAUACCCUGCUGUUAAUUUAAAUAUUUGUGAUAUAGCACCUUCUAAUCUCAAAAGUAUUAAUGAUUAAAUGAUACCUAUGGGACUAUUAAUGUUAUGUAGAUUAAGUUAUCUAAAAAAUCAAUCAGAUCUACCAAAUGAUUAUUAUGUAUCUCCUAUUAAAACUCCUUAAAAUAUUAUUCAACAAUUUCCCAAAGAUUUUGUUAUUUUUGUAGGUUAAGAUGAUGUAUUAUUGGAUGAUUGUGUAGAAUUUGUUCAUUACUGUAAAAAUAAUGGAUUAGAAAAUAUUAAAUUAAAAAUAUUUGAAAGUCUUCCUCAUGGUUUCUAGAAUAUUGGUAUGAGAAGCAAUGGAGUUAUGGCUGCUGAUUGUGCAAAUACUUAAAUCAUAGAAUAGAUUAGAUAAUUCAUUAUUUGA
Messenger RNA from Paramecium pentaurelia, 1734 nucleotides. Lineage: Eukaryota; Ciliophora; Oligohymenophorea; Peniculida; Parameciidae. The record is from the annotation of a GenBank genome assembly.